CACUAUAUAUAUAUAUGCUUAUUAAGAAACUGGAACUCCCAGGAUAUUCUGGUUAAGAACUUAACAGUUUAACUUCCUCAGUCAACGUCAGGAGUUUAAACCAAGAAAAAGAAGAAGAAACCAUGGCUUCCCAACAGGAAAGAGAUGAGCUUGAUCGUAGGGCAAGGCAAGGAGAGACCGUUGUCCCUGGUGGAACCGGUGGCAAAAGCGUUGAAGCUCAAGAAAACCUUGCUGGAGGGAGGAGCCGGGGAGGGCAGGCGAGGAGGGACCAGAUAGGAAGGGAAGGGUAUCAAGAAAUGGGUCGUAAAGGUGGGCUGAGCACCGUCGAGAAGUCGGGCGGAGAACGUGCGGCGGAAGAGGGGAUUCCAAUCAAUGAGGACAAGUUCGCGACGAAGCAGAGGGGCUAAAUAAGUAAAAAAGAAGGAAGAAAUAAAAAUCCAACGUUGUUGGUGGAGAAGCAGCGGAUGUUUAGGGGUAGCUAAAACUAAACUUUAAGGAGGUAUUCGAGUCAUGUCACGUGUGUCAUGUAGUAGUUAGUAGUAAGUAGUAUGUAAAAUGGAUGUGUUUCAGUGUUUUUCUUUAAAGUAGCUAGGUGGAAAAUGGAGAUGUUUGAUCUCAGUUUAUGCUUCUCUGCAGUUAAAAGCUAACAAUGGAGAUGUUUUAUAUAAGUAA
This is a messenger RNA of Gossypium raimondii (Peruvian cotton), 672 nucleotides long. RefSeq names its product em protein H5. Gene Ontology annotation, cellular component: cytosol. Gene Ontology annotation, biological process: response to abscisic acid. The transcript has 2 exons. The coding region runs from base 123 to 407 and encodes 94 amino acids. The record is from RefSeq and is a predicted model, not a curated record. NCBI's taxonomy places the organism in Eukaryota, Viridiplantae, Streptophyta, Magnoliopsida, Malvales, Malvaceae.